AUGAAUUCUUUCAAGAUGAUGUACUGCAAGCGCUGCAGUGGUUAUAUACAAUCUAAUUUACAUGCGAAAUUUGAGGACAACAUCAAUUACAUCAACAGCCAGAUCAACUUACCAAAUGGAGUCUCAGCAUCACAAAACAACAGCGCCAUGGAUUUAAGCAAGAUGCUAAACCAACCAAAUGCCCCACUCUCUCUUUAUAGGAGCUUCCACCCGCUUAAUCCUCCUGCCAGCCAGGAGCAAGGUAGCUCUGAAUCCACAGGGCUGGUUUGUCACGGCUUGAAUGGAACUACUGCACCCGGUCACUCACAGCAAAUCAACAAAGGAUGCAGUGUCCUUUUAUGCUGUUGUUUGAACCUUAACAACAACACAAUCCCAUGCUCAAAGCACAAGCACGACAACAAAGUUAAACAUUCAAACAACAAUAACAACCCAAAAGAACAACCUAACUAUAAGGUUACACCUGUGGGCAACAGCCACAGCAUGGGGAACUACAGCACAAGCACGCAACCCUCUCUUCCGCAAACUUCUAAGAAGUUUGCUCAAGCUGAAGAUUGCAAGCGAUCUGAACAUGACCAGAAAUCUAACCACAUGGACAACCCAUUUGGCUAUUGGGCUGGCCGUUUCCAUGCCCCACACUGGCCAACCUUUGCACUAUCAUAUUUGGACGAUGUGAAGCGCCUAGUUGGGCAACACCUUGGCGAGGAUUGGCAAGGUGACUUGCAGGUUUGGAAUGCAGAUGAACAGCUCUGGUCAAUGGAGGAUAAAGAAUUAUGA
Messenger RNA from Melampsora larici-populina 98AG31, 774 nucleotides. RefSeq lists its product as uncharacterized. The coding region runs from base 1 to 774 and encodes 257 amino acids. The record is from RefSeq and is a predicted model, not a curated record. NCBI's taxonomy places the organism in Eukaryota, Fungi, Basidiomycota, Pucciniomycetes, Pucciniales, Melampsoraceae. The transcript has 7 exons.